This is a messenger RNA of Drosophila bipectinata, 2807 nucleotides long. It is a transcript of the gene Klp59D, whose product is annotated as Kinesin-like protein at 59D. Gene Ontology annotation, biological process: microtubule-based movement. Gene Ontology annotation, molecular function: microtubule motor activity; microtubule binding; ATP binding. The record is from RefSeq and is a predicted model, not a curated record. NCBI's taxonomy places the organism in Eukaryota, Metazoa, Arthropoda, Insecta, Diptera, Drosophilidae.
GCCUAGCAUUUGCCGUCGUUCAUUCGAUCUGAGUACUGAAAGCAUACGAUAGCCCCCACUCGGAUGCUGGAGCCCACCAGAAAUGUUAUAUUUUUCGAAUUUCUAAUAAAAAGUCUGGAUAUAUUUUUUUACUAAAAAGCCCAAAACCCAAAAAGCCAAGCAGGCCGGUGCUAGAACUAAAUUACAGCAGCACAUCCUGGAUAGAAAAAGGAACCGAGUCGCCCGCUUGAUAAAAAAUAUAUAUUUUUUUCGAAACAUAAAAUCCUAAAAUAGUUCGACUUUUGUACCGAGCAGAAGCAACUCCCCACAUCGACCAUAUAUGGAACAUAUUAAGCUGGGCGAGAGGCUCAACAUCCCGAGGAGCGACGGACGCGUGCACCCGGCCGUCUGCACGGCCAAGAACCUGGGGCUGGACUCGAUCACGGGCGAGUGGACAGAGGGAUUCAGUGUUAAGGAGAAGCAGGUGCCCAUUCGCGAGCUAAUCGAGUUCAACCAACAGAUCUUCCAGACCGAGAACUGCGAUCCGGGUCGGUUCAUGCCGACAUCGAGCACAGACAUGGCCUCGAGUCCCAGGCCGACUGCGUCGGGCUCCUUGAUUCCGCGACCGCGCGAUGGCAGUCCGACGGAGGUGCCGCCGGACUCCUAUCGCAGGUCCCCGACCGGAAAUCCGUAUACUGAGCGCUCGCGGAUCGUGGAUCUCCGGGCAUCGUCCAGCAAGAUCGCUACUCGCAGCAGCCUGCCGUCCCCGCCGGGUCGCCGCUUGAUGAAUGGUUCGUCGACGGCGCGGGGACGGCCCUCGGCUGGAAGUGGUGGAGGAGCGUCGCCGACUGGGGGUAGCGGAGGAGCCUCCACUGCCCGGGCCUCGCUGUCCCGCAACACCAACGACGGCUGCAACCCUCAGUCUCAACAGGCUCAGUCGAAGUCCAACAUACGCUGCUCCAGUGUCGUCCGAGAAGUGGAACGCUUGAAAGAGCAGCGCGAGCUGCGCCGGGCAUUCCAGGCCGAGAAGCGCCUUCAGAUGAGCGCUCAGCGGCGCCAGGACCCGGGCAACCCCAACUGGGAGGUCUCCAUGAUGCUGGGAAAGUAUCGCGAGACCAUGACCUUCAAUCCGCUGCGCAGCCUUGACCCCAACGGAGCUGCUAUUCAACAGAUUACGGUGUGCGUGCGAAAGCGCCCGAUGAGCCGGCGGGAGCUAAAGAUGAGAAACGUGGACAUUAUCUCAGUGCCCACCCAUGACUCGCUGAUCGUGCACGAGCUCCGCCACAAGGUGGACCUGACCAAGUUCCUGGAGCACCACCGCUUCCGCUUCGACUACACAUUCGACGAGCAGUGCUCUAACGCCCUGGUGUACGACCACACGGCCCGUCCCCUGAUCCGGACCAUGUUCGAGGGCGGCAACGCCACGUGCUUCGCUUACGGCCAGACCGGCAGCGGCAAGACCCACACCAUGGGCGGCGAAUUUUGCGGCAAGGUGCAGGACUGCCGAGGCGGGAUCUACGCCAUGGCCGCCCGGGACGUCUUCGAGGAGGUGUCGCGGCCAGAGUACCGCCAGAUGGGCGCCAAGAUCACGUGCAGCUUUUUUGAGAUCUACGGCUCGAAGGUGUUCGACCUCCUCCACCCGGGCAAGCCGCUGCUUCGCGUGCUGGAGGACGGGCGCCAGCAGGUGGUAGUAGUGGGGCUAACGGAGAUGCCGGUCACCAAAGUGGAGGACGUCCUGCAUCUGAUUGAGGUCGGCAACCGGGAGCGUACCUCAGGCCAGACCUCGGCCAACGCCAAGUCCUCCCGCUCGCACGCCGUCUUCCAGAUGGCCCUGCACCUGCCCGACUCCUGGGGCCCCUUCGGCAAGUGCUCCUUUGUGGACUUGGCCGGGAACGAGCGCGGCGCAGAUACUCAAUCCGCGGACCGCCAAACCCGGAUUGAGGGCGCCGACAUCAACAGGUCCUUGCUGGCCCUAAAGGAGUGCAUUCGCGCCCUCAGCCGGCAAUGCCACCACUUGCCAUUCCGCGGCUCCAAGCUGACCCAGGUGCUGCGCGACUCCUUUAUCGGCGGCAAGAAAAACCGCACCUGCAUGAUAGCCAUGAUCUCGCCGGCCCUGACCUGCGUGGAGAACACCCUUAACACCCUCCGCUACGCGGACCGCGUCAAGGAACUUGUGGCCAGCAAGGGGGACGACGGCCAGCUCGCCGCAGACGGAGACGACCAGGGAGUAUCUUCAGAGCCGGAGAUAUCCGAGGAAGAGCAGUCCCCAAAGGAGGCCAGCGGCUCCUUUUCGCCAUGCUCCAUGAGCGACCUGGAGCUUAGCCACUCGAUAACGCAGCUGGAGAAAAGCCAGGAGGGCCAAUUCCAAUCCAAGUCAGAGUUGCUGGAUCUGCAGCAGGUGGCCGAGCAGUGCGGAGCCCUGGUGGACUACCUCGAGGAUUUUACGCGCCGCUACCGGGAUAUGGAGACAAAAGACGAGUACCCAGCCUUCCUCCUUUCCGCUUCCACCCACUUCGAUGAGAUGUAUAGCAUGGUGAGCCUCACAAAAAAGAUGGUGGACAACUGCAACAUCCAGAAGGUGCUGCCAGAAACCAUCUUGGAAGAGGACUGCGCUAAGAAACAUCCGGAUUCGGAGGACGGGCCGGACGAGGAGGACAUCGAGGAGGAGCAGGAGCUCGAGAUGCAGAUUUGAGGACUCAUCCCCGCUCGGGCCGCCACCCAGAACCAGCCGUUGUGCCUAUUUAUUUUAUACCUCACUUGUCUCUUUUCUUUUACGAGUUUUGGGACUCAAAUUCCGAUUCAAUAAACAAGCAGUUCAUGAAAAUCAA